AUGUCCAGCAUUGAAGGUGGCAAGAAGCAGCCCCUGAAACAGCCCAAGAAGCAGGCCAAUGAGGUGGACGAAGAAGAUAAAGCUUUCAAGCAGAAACAAAGGAGGAGAAGAAACUAAAUGAACUGAAAGCAAAGGCUGAGGGGGAAGGACCCCUUGGCCACAGGUGUAGCUAAGAAAUCUGGCAAAAAGUAA
Molecule: messenger RNA, 192 nt
Organism: Cynocephalus volans (Philippine flying lemur)
Lineage: Eukaryota; Metazoa; Chordata; Mammalia; Dermoptera; Cynocephalidae
Product: translation machinery-associated protein 7-like
Exons: 1
Source: RefSeq, a predicted model, not a curated record